CGCCCUGCCGGGAUGCACCGGCCCCGAGCGCCGGGCUGCUGCUGGCGGCUGCCCAGCCGCGCCGCCCCCUCCCCGCAGCGCCGCGCGGCCCUGCGGCUUUUACGGGAAAGGGGGAGAGAAAGGCCGGGAGCAGCUCCAAGCGCAAUCCGUCACCUGCGCCGAGCGGCGCGGAGGCACUCGCAGCCGCGGCGGGGAUGGGGAGGCCGGGGCGCUGGGGAGGCCCGCGGCUGGCCGGGGCCGGCGGCUGCGCACUGCCGCCCGGGCCUGGGAAAGUUGGCAGCGCCGGCUCCCGGCCGCUCCUCGGCCGUUCCCAGGCCCUGCUGCAAUUUCCAUUAAUAGCCAGCUGAGAGGCCCGGCUAAAAAUAACCGCCCGCCCUCUUCAUAAGGCCCCGGCGCCGCCCCGGCAGCAGCCGCAGCCCCGGCAGCCCCUCCGCACCGCGCGAGAUGGCCGAGCGCCGCGUGCCCUUCACCUUCCUCCGCAGCCCCAGCUGGGAGCCCUUCCGGGACUGGUACCACGGCAGCCGCCUCUUCGACCAGUCCUUCGGGAUGCCCCACAUCCCCGAGGACUGGUACAAGUGGCCCAGCGGCAGCGCCUGGCCGGGCUACUACCGGCUGCUGCCCAGCGAGAGCCCGCUGGUGCCGGCGGUGGGUGCAGCCUACGGCCGGGCGCUCACCCGGCAGCUCAGCAGCGGCGUCUCCGAGAUCCGCCACACCGCCGACAGCUGGAAGGUCACCCUGGACGUCAACCACUUCGCGCCCGAAGAGCUGGUGGUCAAGACCAAGGACAACAUCGUGGAGAUAACCGGGAAACACGAGGAGAAGCAGGAUGAACACGGCUUCAUCUCCCGCUGCUUCACCCGCAAAUACACCCUCCCGCCCGGCGUUGAUGCCACGGCCGUGCGCUCCUCGCUCUCGCCGGACGGCAUGCUCACCGUGGAAGCGCCCCUGCCCAAGCCGGCCAUCCAGUCCGCCGAGAUCACCAUCCCCGUCACCGUCGAGAGCCAAGGCAAGAAGGCAGAGGAGCCGGCCAAGAAGUAGCCGGCCCUGAGGAGGGAGCGAACCCACCGCCUGCCGCCACUGCCCUGCACAAAACAGCUCCUCACGCUGCCCCCCGCUUUGAUCCCCCUUUUUAUUCGUUAUUUUGUACUCACUCUGUCACUGAGUGUCUCAAAUAAAUGUGAAGAAAAAAGUAGAAUCAACCGGAAUAAACGGCCGUGAAAUAAA
Dromaius novaehollandiae (emu) is the source of this 1224-nucleotide messenger RNA. It is a transcript of the gene HSPB1, whose product is annotated as heat shock protein family B (small) member 1. The transcript is spliced from 3 exons. Gene Ontology annotation, cellular component: nucleus; cytoplasm. Bases 445 to 1038 code for a protein of 197 amino acids. The record is from RefSeq and is a predicted model, not a curated record. NCBI's taxonomy places the organism in Eukaryota, Metazoa, Chordata, Aves, Casuariiformes, Dromaiidae. Gene Ontology annotation, biological process: protein refolding; response to heat; negative regulation of apoptotic process.